CCUAUUAAUAUGUAUAUAAAUUUAGCUCAUCAGAGACCAUGCCUAAGCCUUCCAAGAAGAGAAAAGGGGUUGCUACCUCUCCCAAGGCUGCUCAAAAGGAAGCAACAAUAGCAAGUGUAGUAGCUUCAGAACAAACACCAACUAAUGCUGCUCAUUCCGAUGAAGAAGGCUUGCAACUAAAAAAGAGGAAACCAACUACAGCUCCUUCUUGGGUAUGGGAACAUUUUACUAAGAAGGAAAUUAAAGGUGCUUCUAAAGCUAUUUGUAAUUAUUGUGGAACUAAUUAUUCAUUUAGAAGCUCAAAAAAUGGCACUUCAACUAUGAGUAAUCAUCUAAGGGUCCAAUGUAGGAAAUUUCCUAAAGAAAGGGAUCCUAAACAAAAGGUUCUGUCAUUUCAACCCAAGACAAAGGAGUCAGAAGAGAAAGUGGGUUGUAACUUGACCAUUGUUGCUUUUGAUAAGGAAGCAAGUAGACUAGCAUUUGCCAAGAUGAUUGUUGUUGAUGAGUUAACCUUUAGAUUUGCAGAAGGGGAUGGCUUUAGAUACUUCAUGAGUAUUACACAACCUUUAUUUCAAGUUCCAUCUAGAAUCACUACUGCAAGGGAUGUUUCUAAGCUUUACAUAACAAAGAAGAAAAAGUUAAAGAUGUGCUUAGUAGAAACUUACAGCAUGAUUAUUGUAGAGACCUUAAGUUACAAAGUGAAAAGUACUCUAAACAAGAUGUUUGAAGAGUAUUGCACACUCAGUGGGUUUAUGGAUGAAGAUAAUAGCAAUUCCCAUAGGCCAAGUUCACAGGGAAAGGAUGAUGAGGCUAUCAAUGAUGAUUUUUCAAUGGGUUAAAUGCUAAAUUUGGUCCUUCAACUUUAGUGAGUUGCACUUUUUUGGUCCCUCAACAAUUUUUUGCACUUUUUUGAUUCCUUAACUAUAUGAAAUGCACUCCAUUAGUCCUUCUGUUAAUUUGGGCCGUUAACUCUGCUUAUGUGGCAUUUUUUAUAUUUUUUUGAUGAUGUGGAGAGUAAAAUUUAAAAAAGUGA
This is a messenger RNA of Rubroshorea leprosula, 1033 nucleotides long. The record is from the annotation of a GenBank genome assembly. NCBI's taxonomy places the organism in Eukaryota, Viridiplantae, Streptophyta, Magnoliopsida, Malvales, Dipterocarpaceae.